Durio zibethinus is the source of this 1047-nucleotide messenger RNA. Its product is annotated as protein BUD31 homolog 2. The record is from RefSeq and is a predicted model, not a curated record. NCBI's taxonomy places the organism in Eukaryota, Viridiplantae, Streptophyta, Magnoliopsida, Malvales, Malvaceae. Gene Ontology annotation, biological process: mRNA splicing, via spliceosome. Gene Ontology annotation, cellular component: nucleus; spliceosomal complex.
CCAACUCUUCCUUUUACUUACAAUUGCUGCGCGUGUGGUGGAUCCCCUCUCUUUGUUUCACUUCACGUCAGCAGGCGCAGCUUGUCCAUCCCAACACCGCAAAAUCAAAGCCCAAAACCGCCAUCGACAGCCGCGGCGUAAACCGACAUAGGUCUAUCUAAAAUCCCGAUUCGUGACGCAACCGACCCAGAUCGGCUUCUGUCCAAGAUUGAUUAACUAUUCGCCUCAUCCUCUUUCUCGCAUCCCAAACUCCGUACUUGACAGGUAGAACAAUGCCGAAGGUGAAGACAAACCGUGUGAAAUAUCCAGAAGGAUGGGAAUUGAUUGAGCCUACGCUUCGUGAGCUACAAGCAAAGAUGAGAGAAGCUGAGAAUGAUCCUCACGAUGGUAAGAGAAAAUGUGAGACAUUGUGGCCUAUUUUCAAAAUAGCGCAUCAGAAGAGCCGCUAUAUUUUUGACCUUUACUACCGGAGGCAGGAAAUAUCUAAGGAAUUGUAUGAGUUCUGUUUGGACCAAGGCUAUGCUGACCGCAAUCUUAUUGCGAAGUGGAAGAAGCCAGGUUAUGAACGUUUGUGUUGCUUGAGAUGCAUGCAGCCACGGGAUCACAACUUUGCUACAACUUGUGUCUGCCGUGUGCCCAAACACUUGAGGGAAGAAAAGGUUAUUGAAUGUGUGCAUUGUGGAUGUAGAGGCUGUGUGAGCGGAGAUUAGAUUGGCCUUGGUUCUUUUGGCCUCUUCGUCUAAGUUCAAAGUCAACGAGGGAGCUUAGACUGUAGUUGCUGCCACAGUGUCAUCAAUUUCUAUAAAUUUUCUUUGUGCUAGUAUAGUUCUGAAAUAUAAUCAUCGCUAUGAAUGCUAUGUCUUGGAUUGAGAUGUUUUGCUGUGGCAGUUACCAUAGAUAAAGACAGUGAAUUUGUACUCCUGCUGUUAUAAGGUAAAUUAAUGUGCUUUGCAACUUUUUCUGAAGGAGCAAUCUGAAUUGAUUUGAGACUUAUUGUAGCACUUUGGUAACCUAUGAUUAAUUUUUAGAACUUGAGUGUGUUAGAAA